Molecule: messenger RNA, 510 nt
Organism: Adineta ricciae
Lineage: Eukaryota; Metazoa; Rotifera; Eurotatoria; Adinetida; Adinetidae
Source: the annotation of a GenBank genome assembly
AUGAGUUUGUUGAAACCUGUUCAUGAAUUCGACACUCGACAGAAUCCGACAGUGACGGUGUUUGAUGGUUCUCGAACUGACGAGAAUAAAUUGGCAACACAGUUCUGGAGCACUGUUGUGCUUGUACCGCCGGUUGAAUCAACAUUAGCGUGUAGAGAAAUCAAGCAGCGGACACAGAGUCGACCGUUAAAUGGUGACAAUAAACCUCGGUACACAGCAGCGAUGACAAAAGCAAUGAAAGAGAAAGCAUUGAGAGACAAAGAAUACGAUGAAAUCGCCGCUCUGAAGCAAGCAGAAGAUGAAAACAAGCGUAUUCAAAGCACUCGACAACGACAACAAGAAUUACGCCAACUCUUCUAUCAUCAAGCAACGACUAAUCGAUUCAGAUAUCGCGAAUGGGCAGUUCCUCCGGUGAGAAAACAUGAACAAGAUAUAACAAUAUGUUAUCCGAAUGAAACCGACGACAACGAUGAAUACGAUCGACAAUUAGUUCGUUGGUUACCUGAUUGA